This is a messenger RNA of Hypanus sabinus (Atlantic stingray), 7792 nucleotides long. RefSeq names its product GRIP and coiled-coil domain-containing protein 2. Gene Ontology annotation, biological process: late endosome to Golgi transport. Gene Ontology annotation, cellular component: Golgi apparatus. The transcript is spliced from 23 exons. The record is from RefSeq and is a predicted model, not a curated record. Lineage: Eukaryota; Metazoa; Chordata; Chondrichthyes; Myliobatiformes; Dasyatidae. Bases 118 to 5154 code for a protein of 1678 amino acids.
CCGCUCCAGGCUUGCGACGUCAUCAGGCACGCUGCCGGAAGAGCCUGAGCUCGGUCCGGGUCCGGGUCCGGGUUCUGGUCCAGGGGCCGAGUGGGGCCGGUACGUGGGCAGAGAACCAUGGAGGAGAGUGGUGUAGAUGGUGCAGCAUCGCCAGCAACAACUGGAACUGGAAAAUCUAAGCUGGACACUCUAUCAAAGGAUGACCUGAUAAAAUUUGCAAAGAAGCAGGUGGUGCUUCUACAGAAGACAAAGUCAAUAUGCACUGAACUGGAAAAUGAAAUUGAACGGCUUAAGGCAAAACCAUCUAUUGAAGCUAAUGAUGCAGUUAUCCAGGAACUGACAGCCAGGCUAGAUUCAGUACUCUUGGAAAAAGCAGAAGCUCAACAAAGUACGCUGUCACUAAGAAAAGAAAAUGAAAAAUGCAAAGAAGAAUUGAAGGUUGCAUUGUCAAAAGAAACAGCACUUCAGGAAGAAAUUGAAUUAUUAAAAAAUCAACAUAUAAACAAAAUUGAAGCUUUAGAAUCAGCUCAAGCAAAACACAAAGGUGAAAUAAUCAAGUUAGAAAAUGAACUUCAGGAGUCAAAUCUCAAGCACAUAACCCACAUUGGACAACUUGAGCAGCAGCUUGAAGCCUACUCCCUGCAGCAGACUGAAGCAAAGAGGCUGGAAGGAGAAUUAAAUGAGAUUAAAAAGUCUUCUGAGGAUCAGAUUUUGCAGUUGCAACAGCAAUUGGAAACAGUCACCAAAGAAAAGGAGGGAGAAUUGAAAAGGCUGGAUGAUAUUAAAAGGAACUUUAUGUCUGAAAAUGAAAAUGAAAUUAAGAAUCUUAAAAACACCCAUCAAGAAGAAUUGGCAUUGUUGAAGCAACAAUUUGAAUCUGCUGUCAUAAAACACAAGCAGGAACUUGAGACCUUGGAGGAAAAUUUAGUAGAGAAGCAUUCAAAGAAAGAGAAAAGCCUUGCAAAUGAGCUGAUGGAGAAUGCUAGCAAUUAUGAGCUUCAGUUGAAUCAACUGAGAGAUCAGUUAAGAAAAAUGACAGAAGAGCAAAAGGAGGUCCAACAUUUGCAACAAGAGCUUCCAAAAGAAUCACCUAACUCCGGUGAGCAGGUGACGUACCUAGAGAAUUGUGUGAAAAAAUUAGAAUCACAGCAUUGUUUAAUGCAGAGGGAGCUUGUUUACAUGAAAAAUGAAAAGGAGAAGGUAGAAGUAGAAGUGCAGCAUGCAAAAGAGGAGUUAUUUCAUGAGCGAGAAGAUUGGGAAUUUAAGAUAAAUGAGCUCCAAUUAUCCAAGGAAGAAUAUAUGACCAUGGUCACAAAACUGACAGAUGAACUUCAUUCUGCUCAAGAGCGUUGUGAAAUGGCAGAGGCUCAGUAUUCCUCUGAAAUACAGGAUAUAACAGAACAACAUAAAAAAGAUGUAUCAAUGUUAAAGCAAACUUUACUUUCUGCAGCUGAAAAUGAAAAACAAGAAUCUCUUCUUAAGAUAGAUAAUUUGACAAAACAAUGCCAAACAUUAUCGGAAGAGAAAGAGGAGGCAGAGAGACAGUACGAAAACUUGCGUAACACCUUGGAAAUCCUACAGGCGGAAUUGGGAGAAUCUGCUUCAAAGAUUAGCCGUGAGUUUGAGGUUAUGAAACAGCAACAGUCUGAUGAAAUUCAUGACCUGCAACAGAAACUCAGGAAAGUUUUUAAUGAGAAAGAUUCUCUUUUGGAAUUAAUCAAUAAAUUGCAGGCUGAAGUAGAAGAGGCUAAGGAACUAAAACAAAUUGUAAAUAAUUUUGAAGAGAAGAAUCAAGAAUUGGCAUCUUCAAUUCAGAUGAAGGAGGCAAUUGUGAUGGAUUCGAAAGGACAUGUAGAUAAUUUAAUGAAAGAGAAGGAGGAACUAAUAUCAAGAAUUGGAAUCUCUGAAAAGUCAAUAAAUAGGUUGGAACAAUCUUUUACACAGGAGCAGGGUAAAUGUGCAGAACUUCAACAACAAAUAGAAGUACUCAAUAAGAACAACUAUGAGUUGGAAAAGAGAUUGGAUGAAACAGCACUGCAUUUAAAAGAGGCUGUUUCUGAGAAAGAUGCUUAUUGUCAAAAAUUCAGUGACAUGGAAAACAGAUUAGAAACUAUAAAAACUGAGAAGGAGUAUUUGGACUCUGAAACAAAAAAAAUGGAGGAACUUAUUACAAACUUACAAAAGGAAAAGGAAUUGGUGCAAAGUGAAUUAUCUACAUUCAGAUUACAAAAUGAAAACGUGGAAACAAAUGAAGAAAAACUUCAAGAUCUCAGUAAACAACUACAGGCUUUGAUUCAAGAAAAGGAAAACUUGGAAAUUACAGAUAGACUUGAAAAACAGCAAUUUUUAAAUAUUAGGCAUGCGAUAAUUAAUAUUCUUAAACAAGAAGCUUUUAGUUUUACAAAUAGUGCAGAUGAAAUCAAUGUAAUUGAGGCAAUGCAAUUACUUGAAAACCAUGUGACUAAAAUUAGAGAAGAAAAGCAGUCUGAGGCACUGCUGUCUAAUGAGCGCAUACAGCAUUUGCAAGAGGAAUUGCAAUUACAGAGUGAUGCAAAUAGAGAUCUGCAGGCUGAACUAGGUUGUUUAAUCGAUGACCUCAAACAGGAGAAAAGUCUUUUGCAAAAGCAUCUAGAUGAAGCACUGCUUGAUAAGGAAGGUUUGCAAAGAGAUCUGCUGGAAAUGAAAAAUCUGAGUGAAAAAAAUAAUCUUGAGAAUGAAGAUCUGCUCAUUCAGCUUCAAAAUGUUACAGAGAAGCUUGAGAACAUGGAAACACAAAAGCAAGUACAGGAUGAGAAAGCGGAACAAGAAGCUGCAGAGAAACUGAAGUGUCAAUUGAAUGAAAAAGAAUCUGAGCUGUCAAAAUGCAAAGAGGAGCUUGAAACAUUGAAGGAUUUGAUGUUGAAAAUCUCCAGUGAAGAAAACACCUUUAAAAACACAAUUGUGGAAAUGAAUGAGAAAGUUGCUCAACUAGAAAAAGUAAGCAAUGAGAAGGAAAAUCGAAUAAACAAGAUAAAAGCUGUUGCUGUGAAAGCUAAGAAAGAACUUGAUGCCAGCAAAAAUCAGGUGUUACUAUUAGCAGAAGAGAUGGAGAUUGUAAAGUCUGAGCGGGAUCGACUCUCUUCUUCAAUUAAAGACCUCAUGCAAGGAUCUGAAAACUACAAGAAUCUUUUGCUAGAAUAUGAGAAGCAAGCAGAAAAGCUGGAUAUGGAAAAGGAGCGAGCAAAUAACUGUGAAAAUCAGGUGGAAGAACUUACACAGCAUUUGAACGCAUGCCUUCAAGAGCAUAAACAGUUGGCUUCAGAUAAAGAAGAUUUGUUGAGCCAUUUAGGAACGUCACAGUCGAAUGCCAAACAGCUGGAAGUACAGAUAUUAGAAUCCGAAAAAGCUAAGACAGCGGUUGAAAAGGAGUUGGAGGCCAUAAAACUUGUUAAGGAACAGGUAUCUAAGGACAAUUGUACACUGGCAAAAGAAAUUGAAGAACUUAAAAAGCAACUUCAAAAUGAGAAACACCAACUGCAACAAACAGUACAAGAACUGGAACAUGUGAGAAAGGAUGCACAAAAAAGCACGCUAAUGGACAUGGAGAUCGCAGAUUAUGAGCGCUUGGUAAAAGAACUGAACCAGAAAAUUACUGACCAAGACAACAGGAUUGGUGAAGCGGUGGAAGAAACAGCAUCAUGCAAACAGAAAAUGGUUAACUUGGAAGAUCAAAUAAGAUCUCUUCAGAAAACAUUGGAGGAAAACAAAGAGAGAAACACCAAGAUGAAACAAAUGUUAGUGAAAACAAAGAAAGAACUUACUGAUUCAAAAAGAGCUGAAGCAGAGCAAUUAGUUCUUCAAACUUCUAUUAAAGGAGAUCUGGAAUUAAGCCAACAGCAAGUGGAAAAUUACAAGAUUCAAAUGGCGGAAUUAACCGCCGAAAACCAUAAGACUCAUGAACAGUUGCGUCAGGCAAAUGAACAAAACCAUCGGACUUUGAGUGCAUUUACACAGAAGAUAGCAGCUCUGCAAGAAGAAUGCAAUAAUGCUAAGGCUGAACAAAAAGCAACUGCUGAGGAUUUUGAAAGUUACAAGGUUCGUGUUCAUAAUGUCUUAAAGCAACAGAAGAACCGAUCAGCUACCCAGAAUGAAAAUGAAUUGUCCCAGCAAGAAAAAGAACAUCUCCAAACGGUGAUUGAUCAGUUGAAGGCCAAAUUACAUGAAAGUCAGUGCCAUCUGCAAGUCAGUGUGGGUGACUUGCAGGCUCUACAGUUAGAGCAUGACAUGCUGCUGGAACGACAUAACAAGAUAUUGCAGGAAACUGUUACCAGGGAGACAGAGAUGCGAGAAAAACUUUGCAGUGUCCAGUCAGAAAAUGCAAUGUUGAAAUCAGAACAUGUUCAGACUGUAAGUCAGUUGAACAUCCAGAACGAAGCAGCUCAAAAGAGCUUUCGCGAGCAAGUCCAGCAACUACAGGAAAAUCACAAAAAGACUGUUGAAUCAUUACAGAACCAAUUGUCUACAAUGGAAGCACAAAUAUUCCAGCUUAAAAAUGACAACAUUUUAGCAAGUUCUCCCCCAAUUCAACCUUCAGGGAAGAUUUUGCGUGACCGAAAAAGCAUGGACUUAUCUCUAAUAGAUAUAAAUUCCAUUGAUCGUGAAGAAGGAGAGGGAAUGGAGAUGACCGAAACAGAGUCAGUGCUAUCAACUAGUAGCCAAGUUGCAUCGCUUGAGCAGUUACUCAGUUCUCCUGAGACUAAGUCAGAUGCUCCUCAGUGGCAGCCUGAGCCAACUAAAGAAGAAAUUGCACAAAAGUUAAACACAGCUACAAAGAGCAUUGACCAUUUAAAUGGGCUCCUGAGAGACACAGAAGCUACCAAUGCCAUGCUUAUGGAACAGAUUACGCUGCUGAAAAGCGAAGUAAGGAGGCUAGAAAGGAACCAGGAACGCGAGAAGUCUAUUGCAAACCUAGAAUACUUGAAGAAUGUUAUGUUGAAGUUCAUAUUCCUAAACGCGGGAAGUGAGAAGCAGAGUCUUCUCCCUGUAAUUGACACAAUGUUGCAACUGAGCCAGGAAGAAAAAAGUAAACUUGCUGCUGUUGCUCAAGGGGAAGAAGAAAGCACUUCAAGGUCAUCAGGUUGGGCUUCGUAUCUUCAUAGUUGGUCUGGACUUUGAUAUGAUUCAGUAGGGCAAAAUAUUUCAGUUAACAUUCCAGCCUCACCACAAAGUGCAGAUAAUGACAGAGGACUGCCUUAGACCUCCCCCCCCCCCCCCCCCACCCCCAAAUUGAUUUGUUGGUGUAUGGAGAGAAGACUGCCUUAGACUUUUUGUUUUGUGUGUUUCUAGUUUUAUUUGUAAAUAUCUCUUAUUGUGUUCAUGUUCUUUUUUUAUUAUUUCUAACUUGACAAACCUAUGGGGAAGAAACUGUAACUGGAAGAAUUAACUUUAAUGUGAUUUGCACAGGAGAGUCAUUGAUCUUUAAAGUAAAUUUAUGAUGAGUCUAUUUUUCUUAUUUCAAUACUGUCAAAGCAGUGUUAGGCAUGUAUCUGAUAAUACUUGGCAUGACAGACCCAGUUACUUAAUAUACUACUGUAAAAGCAGUUACUGAUGAUAUGUAAUCUACGGAAAUGAAAAUGCUGAAACUACUCCAGGUCACGCAUAAUCUUUGAGCUUACAAAUGUUAACAUUUCAGCAUGACCUUUCGUCAAAACUGCUUGCUAUUCUACAGGUAUUAAAGCAAAUAACAGGGUAGUAAAGGGAAGAAGACAUCUGUACUGGGGGGAGGGAUUUUAAAUCUAAUUAACAACCCUGAUAAUUUGCAUUUGAUCCCUCAUCCUGCUUAUCCAAUCCCAUCAUUUUCUGUUUAUUUAAGAUUUUUCAACACUUGCCGUCUUACUUAUGGAAGCAAUAGUUUACGUACAACAAAAGUUGUUUGUUUAGUCUAAAACCAAAUUUUAUCAUGGCCAAAACAUAAAUGGAUUGUAUAAAAAAACUGUUGUUUAAGUAUGGGCAUUAUAUAGAUAUAUUAAAACAUUGCAUUCCAAUGUUAUUAGGGUUAAACAUGUUAUCAUAUUGGCACAAAAUCUUUUUGGAAAAUUAGACGUAUUUUCAGUUAUAUGUUUAAAUUUGUUCAACUAUUACUAGGUGUAGUAAUUUAACUGGAAUAAGUCUAUACUAAAAGGGUGUUGGAAGAUUUACCCACCACUGAGAUUUUUGAAAGGUGUUUCUGGAAGUGUCUAGGGCUGUUGGAUACAUUUUUUCUUUAAAAAUACAAGUAAAGUGCACUUUCUUCAGUUGUGUAUGCAAUUUCACCUUGAGCUUUUCAUUGGAGGGAUCAAAUGAAUUAUUUUGAAAUAAUAUAUAUUUGGUAUUUAUUUUCUAAAACCAUCCCUUCAAAUUGUACAUACUGGCAAUUGAAGAUUAUUCUGUAUAUGUUGGUUUACUAUUUCUUAUUUCUGAUAUAUGAGGCUAACUGAUUUCCCUUUUCCAGAUUUCCACGAUUUCCAUUAAGCACUUGAUAGUGGUGGCUGAAUUGUCAAAUGUUCAAUUUGAUGCCUGAACUAGAAAGUGUAUUAGAGCAUUAAAGUGUUGAGCCUUCUGCAAAUGUUUCCCAGCUUUCCAUAAAUGCAUCCACAAAUCAUCAGAUUUCUUUGCUAAAUCAAAUGUUUGCCCCUAAGUUUUAUUGACAUUUUACACUCAACCAUGAGCCAUUUGUAAAAUAACACUGUUCGUUUUUUCAAAACUACAGCAGAAAAGGGUAUUCCAUUUAUAAUAUGCAAAGCCAGAAAUGGGAAGAUUGAUCUCAGGUCAUUUGUUGAUUGUGUUGAUAGACUAUUAAAUGGACUUUAAACCAGUGUGCAUAUUCGUUUCUCAGCACAUCGUAACCAGUAAGGAGGAUCAGAGUUAACUAUUGACUAUUGUGUUCUUGAAUAAAUCACAUUUAAUUCUAAUGCUGACUUCUUGUUAUAGACAUACUUUGUAAAAUGUUAUAGAUGGCCACACAGAUGAUGUUGAUUUAUAGAAAAAUUUGUACCAUUCUACUGUGUGAAUUUUUUAAAUACCCAUUCUACCCUCAUUGUAGCAAAUUUCUUGAAAGCCCAGAAUUGUAAUUGAUCGGUUUUAGUAAAAGCCAUUAAUAACGGGGAGGGAGCUCCAGAAUUUAGACCCAGUGACAACAAAGGACCAGUGAUAUAUUUUCCAGUGAGGAUAUUCUGCACCACGGACUGGGACCUGCAUGUCUUGGUAUUUCCAUGUAUCUGCUACCCUUGCCCUUUGUUAGUAGGUGUUGUAUUUUGGGAGGAGUGCUAUAAAAAUGGCUAAGUACGUAACUGCAUAGAAUUGUACAGAUGGUACACUGCAACCACUUAAUACCAAUGGGGAGGUAACAUAUUAAGAGAAGUUAAAGGGAUACCAAUCAAGUAGACUGCUUUAUCAAUAUGCUUUCAAGUUUCUUGUCUCUAUCAGUAACUAAGAUGCAGAACAUUGUGUUUGACCUGCGUAAUCGAAGUAAAAAGCAUUCUAACAUAUUGCAAAGUAGUAGGUAAAAGUUUGAUGUGCAGUUGUCCAGUUGCUAUCAUCUUGGGCAUCGUCUACCAUACUUCCUCCUGUAUUCUCUUUUCCAUAGAUGCUGCCUGACCUGCUGAGUUUCUCCAGCAUUUAUGUGCGUCUACCACAUCAACUAUUUUCGUUUAAACUAAGCUAGAAUUUUACUAGUGUGUUUGAAUGCAAUUUUUGUUUACUUUUCAAAUGAUUGCUUUAAAUAGAAUGUAAUCAAUCCCCUUGCACUGCAUAUAUAUUAAAAUGCAUUGUUUUA